Molecule: messenger RNA, 6896 nt
Organism: Salvelinus sp. IW2-2015
Lineage: Eukaryota; Metazoa; Chordata; Actinopteri; Salmoniformes; Salmonidae
Source: RefSeq, a predicted model, not a curated record
AUGAUCUUAGCCACCAUCAUCGCCAACUGUAUCGUAUUGGCUUUGGAGCAGCACCUGCCUGGAGAGGACAAGACUCCCAUGUCCAAGAGACUGGAAAAGACAGAGCCUUACUUCAUUGGGAUGUUCUGCUUUGAAGCUGGGAUUAAGGUUGUGGCGUUGGGAUUUGUUCUCCAUAAAGGCUCCUACUUAAGGAACGGCUGGAACGUCAUGGACUUCAUUGUGGUUCUGAGUGGGAUUCUGGCCACAGCGGGAGCUCACAUGAACAUCCCAGUGGACCUGCGGACCCUGCGGGCCGUACGCGUGCUCAGACCCCUCAAACUGGUCUCUGGAAUCCCCAGCCUGCAGAUAGUCCUGAAGUCCAUCAUGAAAGCCAUGGUGCCGCUGCUCCAGAUCGGCCUGCUGCUCUUCUUCGCCAUUCUCAUGUUUGCCAUCAUCGGCCUGGAGUUCUACAGCGGAAAGCUCCACAACACCUGUCUGCCCAUGCCAAAUAUCCUGGAGAAUGAGACGGUGGACAAGUCUGAGUCAGAGUUCCCGUGUGGGGUGAGGAAGUGCCCUGACAAGUACGCCUGCAGUGAAACCUGGAUCGGCCCCAACGAUGGCAUCACCCAGUUUGAUAACAUCUUGUUUGCUGUGCUCACCGUCUUCCAGUGCAUCACCAUGGAGGGCUGGACCACCGUGCUCUACAAUACCAACGAUGCCUUAGGCCCCACGUGGAACUGCAUGUACUUCAUCCCUCUGAUAAUCAUCGGCUCCUUCUUCGUGCUGAACCUGGUUUUAGGAGUUCUCUCAGGGGAGUUUGCCAAGGAGAGGGAGCGGGUGGAAAACCGCAGGGCGUUCAUGAAGCUACGGAGGCAACAGCAAAUUGAGCGGGAACUCAAUGGCUACCGAGCCUGGAUCGACAGAGCAGAAGAGGUGAUGCUUGCGGAGGAGAAUAAGAAUUUAGGACCUUCUGCUCUUGAUGUGCUGAAGAGGGCCACCAUCAAGAGGAGAGGGGUGGAUGCCGUCCAUCGGGGCCCAGAGGAGGAGCAGUACGGUGACAUCUCUUCUGUGGGCAUCCCGAUGACCAGAGCCAGCAUCAGGAGUGCUAAGAGAGGACCCACAGCUUAUUUCAAGCGGAAGGAGCGUCUGCUGCGUAUCUCUAUCCGCCGCAUGGUGAAGACACACAUCUUCUACUGGACCGUACUGGGCCUGGUGGCCCUCAACACACUCUGUGUUGCCAUCGUCCAUCACAACCAACCCCACUGGCUGUCUGUGUUCCUCUACUAUGCAGAGUUUCUCUUCCUGGGUCUCUUUCUCACUGAGAUGUGUUUAAAGAUGUACAGCCUGGGACCCAGACUCUACUUCCACUCCGCCUUCAACCGCUUCGACUGCGGCGUGAUAGUGGGCAGCAUCUUUGAGGUGAUGUGGGGGUUCUUCAGGCCUGACAUGUCCUUUGGCAUCAGUGUGCUGCGCGCUCUCCGUCUGCUGAGGAUAUUCAAGAUCACCAAGUACUGGGCGUCGCUGAGGAACCUGGUGGUAUCCCUGAUGAAUUCUAUGAAGUCCAUCAUCAGCCUCAUCUUCCUCCUCUUCCUCUUCAUCCUGGUCUUUGCUCUGCUGGGCAUGCAGCUAUUCGGUGGCAGGUUCAUCUUUGAAGACUACACUCCUACAAACUUUGACACAUUUCCUGCUGCCAUCAUGACUGUCUUUCAGAUCCUGACAGGAGAAGACUGGAAUGAGGUGAUGUACAAUGGGAUCCGCUCCCAGGGAGGAGUGAAGUCAGGAAUGUGGUCCUCCAUAUACUUCAUUGUGCUCACACUCUUUGGUAACUACACACUGCUGAAUGUCUUCUUGGCCAUUGCUGUGGACAAUCUGGCUAAUGCCCAGGAACUAACCAAGGACGAAGAGGACGAAGAGGCUGCUUUCAAUCAGAAACAUGCUCUCCAAAAAGCCAAGGAAGUUGGGGCCAUGUCUUCCCUGAUGUCAUCACAGAGGAGGAGACCCUACCUGUACAGGAAAAGAGCGAUACACAGGAGCAGGCCUGCCUACUCUCUGGAGGAGGCUGAGAGCCUCGCCGAGGGGCCCCCCUGCCCGCCAUUGAAUUCCUCUAACUCUUUCAUGUCCAGGGGAGAGAGGAGAAGACGGAUGACCAUGUCUGUGUGGGAGCAGAGAACCAGCCAACUGCGCAGGCACCGGCAGAUGUCCAGCCGAGAGAUCCUCUUCAGCAGCCCCAGUGAGGAGCAGGAAGCGCCCCCUGGAUGCCCCCACAACCUCAAAGCCACAGGCACACCCACAGGCAGCCUGAAGCUGGCUGAACCUGCGGCCUCCACAGCUCAGCCCCCCAAGCCCAUGGACCUAACUCUAGAGGAGCCACCCCUGUCCAUGGGGGUCCAAGAGCCCCCCUUGUCCGUCCCUUUAGCAGAGCCACCCAUACCCAUCGACAGUCCCCUGCCUGACCCCUCCAUGUCCACAGUUGUGUCCAUUCCGGAGCCCACUGACUCUGAGCCGUGCCCAGAGGGCCAGCUUGAUGUCACCGACCACUGCCACCCAGGUCUCAAUGGCCGCAGGAGCCCCAGGUUAAAUGGGGAGAGAAGGCAGAGAGCGGUGCGUAAGUUCCGCCCUCCUGCUGGUGACACCCUGACCUCUGACAUGGCAGGGAUGAGGCUCAGGAGGCCAAGGGGUACAGGGCACCACGAAGCCCAGGUUGGGGCUAGAGGCCUGGACUCACCCCAGGGGGAGGGGAGCAGUCGCUCUGUCAGCAGGGAGAGGAAGACCCCAGAGGAACGACAGGACAAGGAGAGGAGAGCCUGUAACACGGGAGAGACCAGCCAGCCUUCUGAGACCAGGGAAGCUGAACACAGACAGGGUGACCCUAACCAGGCUGGGGGUCCUGAGCUGCUGAACAGGGAGGAGGGUCCACAGUCAGAACGAUUUCAGGCUGCAGUACCGGAGCUCCCAGAGGGCCAGACAGGAGACAGUGAUACUGGUAACAACGCCACCACUCUGAACCAGGAUAAGUCCCCUCUGAGCUCCAGUAUCUACAUAGAGGUGACCAAUGUUCAGUCUUCACUAGAGCUCACCCCCAUCACAGGUAAUAGUAAAGACAUGGAGGCGUCCAAGCCUGAGAAGGAAGAGGAGCAGUUGUCCAGCCCAGCCAAUAUUGUCACGCCUGACAGCAUGUUCAUCUUCAAACCUGGCAACCCGAUCCGCCGGGCCUGUCACUAUGUGGUGAACCUGCGUUACUUUGAGACAUGCAUCCUGCUGGUGAUCGCUGCCAGCAGUAUCGCCCUGGCUGCAGAGGACCCCGUGUCAGCCACCUCUAACUGGAACAAAGUUUUGCGUUACUUUGACUACGUGUUCACAGGUGUCUUUACAUUUGAAAUGAUAAUAAAGAUGAUAGACCAGGGCUUGAUUCUCCAUGACGGCUCCUAUUUCCGGGACCUGUGGAACAUUCUCGACUUUAUCGUGGUGGUCGGAGCUCUGGUAGCCUUCGCCCUCACGAAUGUGUUGGGAAAUAAUAAAGGACGGGACAUCAAAACCAUCAAGUCUCUUCGGGUCCUGCGCGUCCUGAGGCCCCUGAAGACCAUCAAGAGACUACCGAAACUUAAGGCAGUGUUUGACUGUGUGGUGACCUCUCUGAAGAACGUCUUCAACAUCCUCAUCGUCUACAAGCUCUUCAUGUUCAUCUUCGCUGUCAUCGCUGUGCAGCUGUUCAAAGGGAAAUUCUUCUACUGCACAGACGGAUCCAAAGACACAGAGAAGGACUGCCAAGGCUUCUACAUUGACUAUGAGAAGGAUAAGAAGGAAGUGAAGAGGAGGGAUUGGAGGAGACAUGACUUCCACUAUGACAACAUAGUCUGGGCCCUACUCACUCUGUUUACUGUCUCCACUGGGGAGGGCUGGCCACAGGUCCUGCAGCACUCUGUGGACGUGACAGAGGAGGACAGAGGUCCCAGCCGGGGCAACAGGAUGGAGAUGUCCAUAUUCUAUGUCAUCUACUUUGUGGUCUUCCCCUUCUUCUUCGUCAACAUCUUUGUGGCUCUCAUCAUCAUCACCUUCCAGGAGCAGGGAGACAAGAUGAUGGAGGAAUGCAGCUUGGAGAAGAACGAGAGGGCUUGCAUUGACUUUGCCAUAAGUGCCAAACCCCUGACCCGCUACAUGCCUCAGAACAGACAGACGUUCCAGUACCGUCUCUGGCACUUUGUGGUCUCCCCCUCCUUCGAAUACACUGUGCUGGCCAUGAUUGCACUCAACACCAUUGUCCUGAUGAUGAAGUAUUACUCUGCCCCACCAGCAUACGAGGCUGUGCUGAAACACCUGAACACAGCUUUCACUGUGCUCUUCUCUGUGGAGUGUGUCCUCAAGAUCAUGGCCUUUGGCUUUCUGAACUACUUUCGAGACACUUGGAAUAUAUUCGACUUCAUCACAGUUUUGGGAAGCAUCACAGAAAUAGUGCUGUAAACAUACUCUCUCAUCUCCCUGAAGUCAAUUGAGACCUUCAACAUGGGCUUCCUGAAGCUGUUCCGUGCAGCCAGACUGAUCAAGCUGUUGAGGCAGGGUUACACCAUCCGCAUCCUGCUCUGGACCUUUGUCCAGUCCUUUAGGUUUCUCUUUCAGGCUCUCCCCUACGUUUGUCUGCUCAUUGCCAUGCUCUUUUUCAUAUAUGCAAUCAUCGGAAUGCAGGUUUUUGGAAACAUCAGACUGGAUGAGGAGACUCACAUCAACCAACACAACAACUUCAAGACCUUUUUUGGUGCUCUGAUGUUGCUAUUCAGGAGUGCCACGGGGGAGUCGUGGCAGGAGAUCAUGCUGUCAUGUUUAGGGGGGCAGAAGUGUGAGCCAGACCCCUUAGCUCUAACGUCAGACCAUGAGGAGCGCUGUGGAACUGAGUUUGCCUACUUCUACUUCGUCUCCUUCAUCUUCUUCAGCUCAUUUCUAAUGCUGAAUCUGUUUGUGGCUGUAAUCAUGGACAACUUUGAGUACCUCACCCGGGAUUCCUCGAUAUUGGGGCCUCACCACCUGGAUGAAUUUGUUCGUAUCUGGGGUGAAUAUGACCGAGCUGCUUGCGGGCGUAUUCAUUACACUGACAUGUAUGAAAUGCUGACCCUCAUGUCGCCACCUCUAGGCCUCGGCAAGAAAUGUCCAUCCAAAGUGGCUUAUAAGAGGCUGGUGCUGAUGAACAUGCCUGUGGAUGAAGAGAUGUCGGUUCACUUCACCUCCACCCUCAUGGCCCUGAUCCGAACCGCCCUCGAGGUGAAAAUAGCCAGAGGAGGGGAGGACCGAGGUCAGAUGGAUUCAGAUCUACAGAAGGAGAUAAGUGUCAUUUGGUCACACCUUUCACAGAAGACCCUGGACCUGCUCGUCCCCAUCCACAAAGCCAGUCAUAUGACCAUUGGGAAGAUCUAUGCAGCCAUGAUGAUCAUGGACUACUACAAGCAGAGCAAAGCCAAGAAGCUCAGGCAACAGCUGGAGGAGCAGAAACACGCUCCCAUGUUCCAGCGUAUGGACGCUUCCUCUCUGCCUCAAGAGAUCCUCUGCAGUGCCAAAGCCCUCCCUUUCCUGCCCCACAGCCCUGGAUCUGCCCUGACCAGAGGAGGAUUUGUGGCCUUGAGUCCCAUAUCCCCUCAGGAGAUGUUCAUGCAGCCCAUGUCCCAGGACCUAGAGGACAAAGAGGAGGACUACCACAACUAUCACAACCACCACCUGCUCCACCACCAGCUCCACACACUGGUUCCGGAGCGCAAAGAGUUUAACCGCAACCUUUGCCCCACUAACAGGCAGGAUGCCCCACUCAGGGUGCCCGGGCGGGCAGUCUCUAUCCGAGCCUCCUCUAUGCCUCGGCUGGCUGUAGACACACAGGUGGGGACAGACAGCAGCAAAUCGAUGAAGCGCUCCUUCUCCACUAUUGGGGAUCAAUGUGUGAAUGGCCUGUGGCAGGAGGAGUACUCUCUGAAGAGGGUCAGUCCUGACCGUCUGAACAGACCACGACAGAGGAGCAUCAGAGGAAUCAGGUGCAACCUCAGGGAACCAGUGGAUCAUGAGCGGGGGCGCUCCAAAGAGAGGCGCCACCUGCUGUCUCCCGACGUGUCCCGCUGCAACUCUGAGGAGCGGAGCCAGGACCCGUCACAGGAACGCAAGCAGUCCCGUUCCCCCAGCGAGGGACGCACACAUGCCCUCCACAGACAGGGCAACACUUCAGGCAGCCCAGACCUGUCCAGCACACCCCGCGGCCGGCGCCAGCUCCCCCAGACGCCCUUGCGGCCACGCCCUCACAUCUCCUACUCCCCCCUGGUGUGCCGAGCCCACCUCUCCCCCCCUGCUGCCAGUGAGGGCAGAGCCCGGACCCAGGAGGCCCCCGGAGAGAUGGAGGAUCCCUCGUUGAGAGAGGAGGGGGAGAGGCUAGACCCAGAGUCAGGAGCGGGGGUGGGGGUGGUAAUAGGGGUGGGUGGCCCAAGGUUAGGGGUCAGUCACCCGCACCCCUCACCUCACCGGUACAUCUCGGAGCCGUACCUGACCCUGCACGAGGAGUUACACAGCCCAGACUCCUCAGGCCUGGAUGAGACUCUGACCUUCGAGGCGGCCAUUGCAACCAGUCUGGGCAGGGCCAACACCAUCAGCUCUGCCCCCCAGCUCAGACACAACUGGCAGGUCCCCAACGGACACUUCCAUAAACGCCUGGGUCAGGCCAGCUCUGUGGUUGCCUGCGAGCUCUUGAGUGACACCGACGAGGAUGACCGCUGUUAAGGCCGGGACUUGGAGAAGAAGAAGAGGAAGAUGGACAGCAAAACUGGGUAUCAGAAAGACAGGGGUCCUCAGUUUGAAGCACACUGUCAGGUCGUGUACUGAGUGUGCAUCUGUACGUGUGUGUAUCUGCACUCUUAGAAAAAAGGGUUCCAAAAGAGUUCUUCAGCUGGCUCCCG